Cygnus olor (mute swan) is the source of this 2496-nucleotide messenger RNA. RefSeq names its product phospholysine phosphohistidine inorganic pyrophosphate phosphatase (gene LHPP). NCBI's taxonomy places the organism in Eukaryota, Metazoa, Chordata, Aves, Anseriformes, Anatidae. The coding region runs from base 16 to 810 and encodes 264 amino acids. Gene Ontology annotation, molecular function: phosphatase activity; inorganic diphosphate phosphatase activity. The record is from RefSeq and is a predicted model, not a curated record. Gene Ontology annotation, biological process: dephosphorylation. Gene Ontology annotation, cellular component: cytosol. The transcript is spliced from 7 exons.
GAUGGCGGCGCCAAGAUGGCGGCCCAAGAUGGUGGCGCCAAGAUGGCGGCCUGGGCACGGGGGGUGCGGGGGUUGCUGCUGGAUAUCAGCGGGGUGCUCUACGACAGCGGCGGCGGCGGCGGCGGGGCGCCCAUCGCCGGCUCGGCGGAGGCGGUGCGGAAGAUCAAAGCAUCUGGUCUAAAGCUGCGGUUCUGCACUAACGAAACACAAGCGACCCGAGAGAAGUUUGUGAAGAAGCUCCAGGGAUUGGGCUUUGAUAUCUCCGUGGCCGAAGUCACUGCCCCAGCACCAGCAGCCUGCCGCCUCUUGAAGGAGCGUGGACUGAGGCCACACUUGCUCGUUCACGACGAUCUCGUCCCUGAAUUUGCUGAGAUUGAUAAAACAAACCCAAACUGUGUGGUUGUUGGGGAUGCAGCAGAAAACUUCUCCUACGCAAACGUUAAUGAAGCUUUCCGAGUUCUGAUUGGAUUGGAGAAGCCUGUGUUGAUCUCCCUUGGAAGAGGACGCUACUAUAAAGAAACUGAUGGCCUGAAACUUGAUGUUGGAGCAUAUAUGAAGGCAUUAGAGUAUGCUUGUGAUGUUGAAGCUGAGGUAGUGGGAAAACCAGCAAAAGCAUUUUUUGAGUCAGCCCUAGCAGAAAUGGGAGUUCCACCACAGCAGGCCAUCAUGAUUGGAGAUGAUAUUGUGAAUGAUGUAGGAGGUGCCCAGCAGUGCGGGAUGAGAGCUGUUCAAGUGCGGACAGGGAAGUACAGUGUGCAAGUUAAAGCAGAGAAAAAUUACUUUGAGGCUCUUCCAGCUGUCUCCCCAUAAAAUCAGAAACAGCUUUCAGAUACGUCAGUGCAUCAGACUGAUUUGUGACAGGGCAGAAGAAUUCCACCUCUCUCCUUGCUGUUGUUUACAGGGUUUGAUUUAUAGGUAAUGAGCUCUACUCAGAAGAAGGCCUUUGCAGCGGUUACUGUGGAUAUCCAGAGAUUGUGCUCUUUUGAUUUCCAUGCUGAUACCAAAGUGGAGAUGUUUGGAGUAAGUUUGGCUGUAGACAGAAGUUUGCAGUGGCAUUUCUUGACUGUGCCAGAGUUUGUGCUGUGCACUCGAAAAUAACCCUGAGGUGGCAGUGUUCGUCUCUCGAUGUCACCUUUCCAUAGCUGGUGUGUGGGGUAGCCAGGAGCGUUCACAGCAGAAGUACCCGCUGUCCCUGCUGGCCUGUGCGACAUCCCCGAGCUCUCUCAUAAUACUACACGUAAAAGAUGGAGCGGGGAUAAAAGGGGCCUGGGACAGCUGCCAUCUCUUGCUAGCUCUGCCACUGUGCUCUGGGAGAACUGGGUCAAGUUACUUCAUGUUGCCCUUCCUCGGUUUCCCCGCUUUAUAAUUAUCCUCUGAGAAUAAUUAUCCUGACUGUAUUAAGUAAGUGGCUUGUGAGCUUGUGAGCUCCUCUUAUCUGACUGAAGAAAACAUACAGAAUUUUAGAGAUUUAAAGGAAAUCGGCUUGCCAGAUGUGAUCAAGACAGAAGUUGUGACAGAGGAAGAUCUUUCAGGCUGACAUCAUCAACUGACUAAGGAUUCAGAAAAACAGGGGUGGGUCUUUAUAACAACCUCCUAAAUGAAGUUAUUAAACGAUUCUAAGAAGCAAAUUUCCACCCAGAGAUAAAUUCACAGCUAUCACAGCCUGUAAUAGUAAAUGAAAGAUCACGACACCUUUUGCAAAGAAACAGUCGCAUCUUACUGCUCUGCAAAGAUCUUGAAACAGAAGCAGCAUCCCUCCCACCCUCGCUUUCUUGUUCCCUGAAUUACUAACCACAGCCAAGAUGAACAAAUUUAUUAGCUUUGUGUUUCAUGGGUCUUGAUGGAGCAUACCAGAAGUGCGUAAUGAGAACUAACGCACAGAGGCACUCCCUUUAUGCUGAAAGAGAACCAGAGGCAUUUGGAUGGCCUCGCAGUCCUGAUAAUUAAGCCUGUUUCAAGUACUAAACGGAAAGGCUUCCAACCCAUAUUUGCACUAUAAAUGGUGCAUUAUGAUUUAUGGUAGUGUCUUAAGUAAUGUUUAUUAACAUCUAGUGUCAGCAAGUCGGUUCUCCUGUGGUGUGAUAGCUGAUUGCAGUAAAUCCGAAGGCAUGGACUUAGUCACCACUUAUUACAUGUUCAAACCACAGUUUGUUCUGUCCACGUGAGGAGCUUCACGUGUGUAUAUCGGCAUCUUGACCACACUUGGGUUACUGUAAUCUUUGAAUCAGCUUUGCGAAGGAAGUUCGGAGUUAAUGCUGCAGUUCUUUAGCGUAGUAACGCUCAUCUGAUGGCAGCCUUAAUUUUUCCCAGUAUAUUCAUAAAGUCCAGACAGAAAUUACACUUUAAGGCUCUGGUGCUGUAGGAACGAACGGCCUAGGAGAAGAUGUAAGUUCUUGCUGCUUGCUGAGCCAGCAGCGCCCCCUCCCCGGCCGUUCAAAAACAGCCCCUAAGGGAGCGCGGCGACCAGGGCGGGCAAACGGGGUGGGCAAACAGGGC